Messenger RNA from Eublepharis macularius, 3205 nucleotides. It is a transcript of the gene TFR2, whose product is annotated as transferrin receptor 2. Bases 104 to 2476 code for a protein of 790 amino acids. Gene Ontology annotation, cellular component: external side of plasma membrane. NCBI's taxonomy places the organism in Eukaryota, Metazoa, Chordata, Lepidosauria, Squamata, Eublepharidae. The transcript is spliced from 19 exons. The record is from RefSeq and is a predicted model, not a curated record. Gene Ontology annotation, biological process: endocytic iron import into cell.
GCCCCGAGGGAGGGAGCAGUGCAGCCGCAUCCAGCCUCCCCCAAGCCGCCUCUGCAGAGACCGGACUCCUCAAGAGCCAGACAGAAAUUGCCCUUGUGGUGCCAUGGCGUUGUGGAGAUCCCUGUUGCAGAGCGUGAACAGCAAGAAGCCUGCCAGGCGGUCCUAUACUAUCUACCGCAACGUGCCGGAGGGGGAUGGAGAGUGCCGUCUGGAGGGGCUGCAGGCGAAGGUCGUGGACGUCCAGGAGGAGCCCGAGGGGAACGUGGCUGCCAGAGUCCGUGAGAAGCUUGAACGGCCAGUCUGUUGUCCCUGGCAGGAUCGGUGGAAGGCGGGUGCGUACAUGGUGCUCGUGGGCCUCCUGAUCUUCAUCGUGGCCUUCCUCCUGGGGUAUAUCUCCUCCCGGGGAUCCUGUGGGGUAUGCGGGGACUUCUUGACUGUGGUGAGUGAGGAACGUCCGUACGGAAUGGAAGACGACCCUGGAGGAGCCCCCCUGUACUGGGCUGACUUGCGGGAGAUGUUCCAGAAGCACCUCAAUGAAGAGACGAUUGAAGCAUCUAUCCGAAGGAUCAGCGAGGCCCCCCACCCUCCUGGCUCAGCCCGCCUGGAUGUUCUUUCCAGCCAUGUACUCAACUCCUUUGCCUCUUACGGACUGGACCACAGCUGGACUGAUAGCCACUACGUGGGGCUCCAGAACCCAAGCCGUCAACAGCCUAACUUCCUACACCGCGUGAAUGCCAACGGGGACGUGCUGGAGAAAUUGCCUCUGGAGAACCCUGAGGUCUACUGUCCCUACAGUGCCUCCGACAUCAUCACGGGUGGCCUGGUCUUUGCCAACUAUGGGCGCCGAGAGGACUUCACAGUUCUGAGGCAACAUGGUGUUAACCCCCGGGGUCAGCUGGUCCUUGUCCGGGUUGGGAAAAUCAGCUAUGCUGAGAAGGUGGCCAGUGCGGAGGCCUUCCAUGCCGCGGGAGUUCUCAUUUAUCCAGACCCCUUUGAUAUCCCCCAAGACCCUCGCAAACUGGGGCUGUCCCCAAAUACAAGCAUCUAUGGACACGUCCACAUGGGAGCUGGAGAUCCCUACAGUCCUGGUUUCCCUUCCUUCAACCACACCCAGUUCCCCCCAGUACAGUCCUCAGGGCUACCCAAAAUCCCAGCUCACCCCAUCAGUGCUAACAUAGCUGCACGGCUGCUCAGACAGCUGACUGGUCCUGCUGCCCCCCGCGACUGGAAGGGGCGUCUUCCUGACGUGCCGUACGUCCUUGGCCCGGGGGAGCCUGGCUUCCUCUUGCAGCUGGGAGUCCAGAACGUUAAGCAGUCGGUCAUGAUCAGCAACAUCUUUGGGUGCAUCGAGGGUAGAUUUGAACCAGAUCAUUACCUCAUUGUGGGGGCUCAACGAGACUCCCUCGGACCGGGAGCUGCCCGUUCUGGGGUGGGCACGGCCAUUCUGUUGGAACUGGCACGUACCUUUGCUGCCAUGGUACGGAAUGGAUUCCAGCUGCGAAGAAGCGUGCUCUUUGUGAGUUGGGAUGCUGGAGAUUUUGGCAGCGUGGGCUCCACAGAAUGGCUGGAGGGGUACCUCACCAUGUUGCAUCUGAAAGCAGCAGCCUACAUCAGUGUGGACGGCGCAGUCCUAGGAGAUGACAAAUUCUUUGCCAAGACCAGUCCUGCUCUGAUCAGCCUCAUUGAAAGCAUCAUCAAACAGGUAGAUGGUCCAAACCGCAGUGGGCAAAGCAUCUUUGACCAGGUGGUGGAACAUGGACGGCAGUGGCAGAGCGAAAUAAUCCGUCCUCUUCCCAUGGACAGCAGCGCUUUUGCCUUCACCGCCUUUGGAGGGGUCCCUGCCGUGGAAUUCGCCUUUGCAGAGGAGUCCCGUCCCUACCCGUUCCUGAACACCAUGGCCGACACGUAUGAUAACCUCAACCGUGCUCUCCAUGGGCGCCUCCCUGCCGUAGCCAAAACCGUGGCUGAGGUGGUGGGUCACCUGCUGAUCAAGCUGACCCAUGACCACCUCCUGCCCCUCGAUUACGGAUGCUACGGAGACGUCCUCUUACAGCAGGUUUCCCGCUUCAACGAAUACACGGCACAGCUGAAGAGCCGUGGGCUGACCCUGCAGUGGAUUUACUCAGCCCGAGGUGAUUAUGCACGGGCAGCUGAGAAACUGCGCAAGGACAUCUACAGCUCCGAGGAACACAAUGAGAGGCUGUUGCGCAUGUACAACGUCCGCAUUAUGCGGGUGGAGUUCUACUUCCUCUCUCAGUACGUGGCAGUCACGGAAACCCCAUUUCGGCAUAUCCUGCACGGUAGGGGCCCCCAUACAAUGGGGGCUCUGCUGGAGCAUCUCAGGCUUUUGCGAGAGGCACCGGAGAAUUUCGACGAAGUCCUCUUCCGCCGGCAGCUGGCCCUUGUCACUUGGACACUGCAGGGGGCUGCCAAUGCCCUAAGCGGGGAUGUCUGGGACAUUGAAAUCAACUUCUGAUACCAGCCACACGCAGACUGGGAUACCAAUCCCUGUCAGAGCCGAAAUGAAAUUUUUGACCCAUUUUCAAAAUUUAAACUUGCAAUUUGGAAUUUCAAAAUAGCCAGUAUUUUGCUCCCUGGGUUAUCCCAACUGAAUUUCCUAGACUCCGAUAGCAGUCAUAACUGGUACUGUUGCAGAACAGUUCCAUUUGGGAAAGGGGUGCAUUUUAAUCUCAGCAAGCAAAUUCCAGCACGCUACUUCUUCCAGACCCUCACCGCUCAUUUCAGCGCUGAUCCCUACCCCCUCCUUAUUGUCCUUCCCUUCCCAUUUUUAAUUUAUCAGUGGCAGGGGUCACUAUAAAUUGUUCAUGUAUUGCUAUGCAAUAGGAUAAGAAGCUGCGGUUGUAGUUUUCCUUUUUAAUUCCCCCCUUUGUGAAUUUCCUCUCCCCUAAUUUAUCAGCUGCAGUGUCUGCUAUAAAUUGGAUUGAUUUAUUGCUAUGUAAUAGGGCAAAAUCCUGUGCUUACCUUUUGUUUUGCUGUUGUCCUAAUUGUUCUCCUCCUUUUUUGACAUGUUAAUAGUCCUACUGUUAAAUCCCAACUCUGCCUCUUAAUGAUUUGUCGGUGACAGGGCUCACUAGAAAUGUUUAUUGCUAUGUGAUAAGAUGAAAAGCCCACCUACCUCAUUAAUGAUAACUGAAAACUUGUUAAUUUAUCAGUGGCAGAGAUCACUAUAAAUUAUUUCAUGUUA